ACUAUGUUGAAGCUGAUCAGUGAUAGAUUGCAACAACAUGUUCAUGAUGACAUGCUUGAAAUUGCAUGGUCAGCAAUGUGGAAUGUAACAGAUGAAACUCCAGUUAACUGUCAGAGAUUCUUAGAUGGUCAUGGCAUGACCUACUUCCAGAAGUGUCUUAGGGAAUUUCCUGAUAAACCAGAACUUCUACGCAAUAUGAUGGGGUUGCUAGGAAAUGUUGCAGAGGUAAAAGAACUGAGAUGCCGUCUUAUGACCUCAGACUUGCUGACCACCUUCGCUGAUUUAUUAGAUUCAAAUUCAGAUGGGAUUGAGGUUAGUUACAAUGCAGCAGGAGUUUUAUCUCACAUUGCAAGCGAUGGGGUGGAAGCCUGGACCAUAGACCAUCCAACAAGGAAUGAAGUUCUGGAGAGAAUGGUGGCAGCUAUUGAGCGAUGGGAUCUUGCAUCUAAAAGAAAUAUUAACUAUAGGUCAUUUCAACCAAUAUUGAGGCUUCUGGAGGUGUAUCACACACCACAAUGUCAACAUUGGGCCGCUUGGGCACUUGCAAACCUUACUAGGGUUUAUCCUGAUAAAUAUUGUUCAUUAGUUGAAGAAGAAGGUGGCAUCCAGCUCCUAGAAGUGCUUCUCAAGUCGUCAAUACCAUACAUGCGGAUCCAAAACUUAGCCAAGAUCGUCAUUACUCAGUGCCAACAUUAUAAGGACUUUGGCUCUCUGGAGCGCAUGGAUUUAGACUCCGACAGUUAGUGCAGAUGGAACGCCAGCGCUAUGCAGAAAUGAUGCAAGAGACAGAUUCAUGCUGUUCAGUAAGAAUUUACUGUAUUUUAAUGGGAAUCAUGAAUAGCAUUUUUUCUGGUUAUUUGGUGAUCAGAAAAUGUCAUGCCAUAGCUUUAUAUUUUAGACUAUUUUUUUGUUUGUUUGUUUGAGAAUCAUAGCACAGGUUGUUUUGAAGAGCAUGUUAAUAUAAACAUCAUAUUUACAUUGAAACAUAUGAUAGAAAAAAAACACUAGCUAUUUCAGAAAGAGAAUAACAUAUGGUAUUUCACUUUAGCUCUGAAAUUUUUCAGAAUCACAUUGAAAUAUAGCAAAUUAAAGAUAGUAGUGUACUAUGAACUUUUAAGGUUAGUUCCAGUAAAAAAAACUGUGAUAACAGAAGGACUGAAGGCUUUCUGCUAGUGUAUGGAGUGCAUGGUAGUAUUAAAAUCCAUCAGGCUUCAGGAGAAAGGCUUGGUUUUCUCUUCAUCGCUAUGCAUUUAACUUACAAGAUCAUUAGAGAUUUUAAAUACACAAUAUUUCUAGACAAUAAAAUGUUUGUUAAUUGAAAUUAUGUAACACAACAUGAAUUCAGUGUCAGCAUCAGCCCCUUUGGUAUACCAGUUUACCAGUGAAGGAACAUAGAGUAAGACAGGAUGAUCAGAAAAUGACAAAAUGAAAUAUAUAUAAAUAUAUAUAUAUUCACCCCUAGUGAGAUAUUUUGUUUCCUGCUUAUAUGCAAAAUUGGCUUUCAGAUGCUAUUUUUCAGGCAUCGUAUCACUGUCUAGGGGCCAACUUUUAUACCUUUAAUUGCCUUUUGGAGCUUUCUCAAGAGUUAUAGUUAACUACCUCCAGUCCCUACAAUAUAUAUUUCAAGCAGGUUUGUAACAAGAUAACUGCUCAGGUGUAUACUGCAGUCAUGUGUAAAAGUACUUAGUUUAUAUAUUACCAUGUUGUACAUGGAACCAAUGCAAGCAGUAACAAUUCAAUGUGGCCCCCAGAUACCUUUUACGGCCCAUUUUUAUUGGUGACAGGCGCAGAGGCUCACGUACGUUGUGUCAUCAGGCUCAAAAGAUAUUUUGUGUCUUACCCAAGAAGACAGUAUGUAAUUUCUCAAUAGUUAGAGAAUCACUUGUGUAUUAUGUAAGAUCACCCAGUUCUGUGCAAAUGUAUUUGAAUACCCUAGUAUAUCACCUUUGCAAGAUCAUUUAAUUAACAGAGCUGAUUGAUCAUGUUUUUACUAUCCUGCAUGUGUGAUUCAAGAUAAUGAAAAUAUGGUAUUUGUCAGGAAUUAUGAUAUUACACUAUUUUUCCCUCUUUCUGUACUGUAAGACUGCAAUACAGUAGGUAUUCUACAGAGUGAAUUAGACAAGAAAUUUGUCUAUUAUAGAAUUUUUAGUUCAGUAAGGACUAAAACCAAAGCUAUGUUUUAUUACUAAAGAUAAAUGAUAUCCUCAGAGACAGUUUUAGGACUGCAGAAUUGACUUGGAACAGUUUACAUUUGUUAACAGAAAGUUAUUGAUUAUGGAAAUAUUUUAAACAUGUAAUCUAACCAAUUUCCUCAAUACUAAAAAAAAAAGUUUUUAAACACUACUGAAUAUUUUAUAAAAAAGAAAAAAAAUUAUGGAAAAUAUCAAUUUUUUCCUUACAUAUGUAAUAAGUAGGGUUGAUGCAUAGAUACAUGCUUAUACAGUAGCACUGUAGAAAAGCAAUGAGUUAUGGCAGAAUCUCCCUACCAAAGUCAGCCUGCCAUUAUGUGCUGCAAUGUGAUACUUUUUCUUCUGCAUGGUGAUGAAAUGUUAACAAUCA
This is a messenger RNA of Penaeus vannamei (Pacific white shrimp), 2559 nucleotides long. NCBI's taxonomy places the organism in Eukaryota, Metazoa, Arthropoda, Malacostraca, Decapoda, Penaeidae. The record is from RefSeq and is a predicted model, not a curated record.